CUUUAUUGUAGCUACUGUUUCAUUUUCUGUCGUCUUCUGUGCCUCCUCGGAGAGCUUCUCUCUUGCUUGCCCAAAGCUUCCCCUAAUCCCUUUCCACCCUACCUUGCCAGCCGUACUCCCAGCCAUGCGUUCACCUUUAGUCAGAAAAUCCAAAAGGCCACGCCUUCCCCAUCAUGUCACGACUCCGGUUUGCUUCUCGAGGAUGCAGCUCCUCUCACACGCCACCUCCCAUGUUAGCACGUUGUUCUCCCGUAUCUCUCUUCUGCCGUUGAGUCUCCUUUUUCAAUCAGUAUAUUGGGAGAGGAGCGAGAGUCAAUUGGGAGGAGGAGGGAAAGUAGAGUAUUGUCAUCUCAUACUCUGUUUUCAGAAAGGAGAAUCAUUGACGACAAAGGCAGAGGAACAGCGAGGCUGCUGCACAGCUGAAUGAUGUAGUCGGCAUCGAUAGAAGGAGGAGAGGAGGCGGAGAUCCGACUGGGAAGCGAAGGAAAAGGAGAGCAGGCGGCGUUUGGGAUUGGGUGGCUAUUGGAAGGAGUGCCUCACCCUGAUUUCGGGAUUUGGUGAUUCUGAUGGAGAGGUUAUUCUCUAUGGGUUUUUUCUAAAACUAAAGGUAUCAGCUCAUUUAGUUUCUGUAUGUUCUCAAGUGUAGCUCUAUCUGUUAGUGAACUUUAAUUUGGGGGGAUUGUUCCAUUUCUGCUGCAAGGAUGUUGGUGGUUUGGGAUACGAGCUGACAGAAAGGUUCUAAGAUUCGAUGAUCAACUAAAUUUGAACUAAAAACUGCUUCAAAAUUGAAAGCAGCAGCAGGUAUAGGGUGAUAAGGUGUUGUAGACCUUGCUGUUUUCCUUUUACUAACACUAUUUUUUUUCUUUUUCAUGGGUGUAGAAAGUUCUUAGAGCUGAUCUCUAAUGUUCCUACAGUCUUUUAUUUUUCUUUAAUAUUUCAAGAAGCUGUUUAUACAUUGUUCGUUAAUUUCUUUGUUUAGGUAUCUUACAGCAGAAGAGGUGAUCAAAAUAACAGCCCUGGAAUGCUAUUUACUGUCUCUUUUCUUUUUCCCCCAACUGUUGUUUGAUUCUCAUGUCUGCUUGCUGUUGGUCAGGUGUCUGAAAGUUGUUUGUGAUCUACCCAGAUUGUUGAUUGGUUUAUGUGAGAACUCAAAAUUGAAACUUGGGGAAAUUUAUGUUGCUGUUGUAUUAUCUUGCUUUUGUGUUGCAAUUCUGCUGCUACUAGCUGCUAUUUUGGCCCAUUCUUUAUGUAGUUGUUCACUUAUUUUUGGGGUUUUCAUAGACCGCGGGUUUUUUGGGGAAAGAAUAGGACCAAGGUUACUAGGAAGAAGGAUGAAGCAGUCUGUAAUCUCCUCAACCUUUUAAUGUGAUCUUGCUAUUUGUUCUGUUUCCCCUUCCAUUAAAUGAUGCAAUCUAACUGAUUAUGGGAUUGGCUAUGGCUUAUACUGUGCACAAUUAGGUUCCUGAAGUGAUGUACAAAGUACUAGAACAACCCAUUAAAAAGGAUGAACUACAAGGAAGAACAGACAUCUCUCAAACACUGGAGGAAUUAUGGCUGAAGUCAAAGAUUCAAGAUUUUAUGCCAAAACUUUUGCUCUCAAGCUCAGAGAAAUGAAAGGACGAGAACAUUUGAAAACCCAAGAGUAUAUGUACAAGCAUGUGGCAUCAGGGUACGCUUCCGCAACAGGGAGAUAGCAGAGUCUCACCAGAAACGUAGAGCCAGAACAAUGAAGUCGUUGUAUCCUGGGUUGUCACAACCCUCAAAGACAAUAAGAUGGAGAAUCUAAUCACCCUGCUUUGGUCUUCCUCUGCAUAAUUGUCUCGAGUUCUCCAAACUGGUAACCUCUAUACUGUUGGGUUACCGGAUACAAGGAACCCUAGAGAUGAAUCAAGUGCAAACCCAUCCAGUUAGCCAAAUGGAAGCAGCCUAUGCAAAGGAGACUGCAUGCUUAUGAAGAACAAGAACACAUUCAAUCACUCAAGCUUCCUAGGCAGUGGUGCUACAUUAGCUGCAUCCUGCAAGAAGGCUGGUUGCAGAGCAAGGAGUUCAUAAGCUUGGAGAACAUUUGUGAAGUUCAUACGCAAAAAGAUGCUGAAGAUAUAACAACAAUGGCUUCAGUAGCUGGAAACAAGCUGAUGUUGAUGGUGGUGUUGCUGAUGGGGAUCUAUGCAUACGAAGCAUUCUCCGCAAGGCCCUCGGUACAUCCUGUUAGCAGCAUGAACGAAAGGUUUGAAGCAUGGAUUGCUCAGUACGGGCGAGUUUAUGAAGACGCAGGAGAGAAGGCUAGGCGCUUUAGCAUCUUCAAAAAGAAUGUGGCCUUCAUCAGUCACUUCAACAAGUUUGGAAAUCAGACUUAUAAGCUAGCCGUCAAUCAGUAUGCUGACCUGACCAACAAGGAGUUCAGGGCUGCUAAAACUGGAUAUAAGAAACCUGCCAAUUUCAUUAACCCUGCCCCUUCGUCAUUCAGAUAUGAAAAUGUGACUUCAGCACCAGAUACCAUGGAUUGGAGAACCAAAGGAGCUGUGAAUCCCAUCAAGGAUCAAGGCCAAUGUGGAAGCUGUUGGGCAUUCUCUGCUGUGGCAGCGGUGGAAGGGAUCACAAAGAUCUCAACUGGGAAGCUGAUCUCUCUUUCAGAACAAGAAUUGGUUGAUUGCGACAGAACCACCAAUGACCAAGGCUGCAAUGGAGGACUCAUGGAUGAUGCUUUUAAAUUUGUCAAGACCAAGGGACUGACAACCGAAUCCAAGUACCCUUACUCAGCAGCAGAUGGAACUUGCAGCACAGUCAAGACAAACUCUCCUGCUGCCAAGAUCAGUGGAUAUGAAGAUGUUCCCGUGAAUAACGAGCAGGCAUUGCUAAAGGCCGCAGCAAACCAACCUAUCGCGGUGGCCAUUGAUGCUAGUGGCUCUGCCUUCCAGUUCUACUCCAGCGGAGUGUUCACUGGAGACUGUGGAACAGAUUUGGAUCAUGGUGUGGCUGUUGUAGGAUACGGGACAAGUGAUGAUGGUAAGAAGUACUGGCUGGUGAGGAAUUCAUGGGGGACCAGCUGGGGAGAUCAAGGAUACAUCAAGAUGCAGCGUGACGUUGGUGCCAAAGAAGGGCUCUGUGGCAUUGCUAUGUCAGCUUCUUAUCCUACUGCAUAAAACAGCAGAAAUUAGCUGGAUAAUAUCCAUCAUCCUGAGGAAAAAUGUGUUCUAUUUAAAAAGUGUCUUUUAUGCAGCUGCCAUGAUUCCAUUUGUAUAAGCAUUAACGAUGCCACAUCUUAAUAUAUA
Molecule: messenger RNA, 3272 nt
Organism: Linum tenue
Lineage: Eukaryota; Viridiplantae; Streptophyta; Magnoliopsida; Malpighiales; Linaceae
Source: the annotation of a GenBank genome assembly